Molecule: messenger RNA, 3676 nt
Organism: Molossus molossus (Pallas's mastiff bat)
Lineage: Eukaryota; Metazoa; Chordata; Mammalia; Chiroptera; Molossidae
Gene: ITGAX
Product: integrin subunit alpha X
Exons: 30
Coding region: 81-3581 (1166 amino acids)
Biological process (GO): cell-cell adhesion; integrin-mediated signaling pathway; cell adhesion mediated by integrin
Cellular component (GO): integrin complex; external side of plasma membrane
Molecular function (GO): integrin binding
Source: RefSeq, a predicted model, not a curated record
UCUUGAUCACUUCUGUGCUCAUUUGCUCCCUUGGUGCCUUGGAACACCUAGCCGCUGGUGGCUCAGGAGCCUGGAAGCCCAUGUCUGACCUCACAGUCAUGACCAGGACCAGGAGGACACCCCUUCUCCUACUGAUGACCUUGGCUUCCUGUCUCUGCUUCAACUUGGACACGGACAAGCCAACAAUCUUCCCCAUGGAUAGUGCUGGGUUUGGACACAGUGUGGCCCAGUACGCCAACUCCUGGGUGGUGGUUGGAGCCCCCCAGGAGAUAACGGCUGCCAACCAAACAGGCGGUCUCUACCGGUGUGACUACAGCCUGGGCACCUGUGAGCCCAUCCCCCUGCAGGUGCCCCCAGAGGCUGUGAACAUGUCCCUGGGCCUAUCCCUGACAGCUGCCACCAAACCAUCUCAGCUGCUGGCCUGCGGCCCCACUGUGCACCACGCAUGCAAGGAGAACAUGCACUUGACCGGGUUCUGCUUCCUGUGGGUUUCCCCUUCCUGGCAGGCCCGGAGGCUCCCAGAUGCCCUGCAGGAGUGCCCGAGGCAGGAGCAGGACAUCGUCUUCCUGAUUGACGGCUCAGGCAGCAUCUCCCACAGCGAUUUUAUCCAGAUGCUGAACUUCGUGAAGGCUGUGAUGAGCCAGUUCCAGGGACCCAGCACCCAGUUCUCCCUGAUGCAGUUCUCCAACACCUUCGUGGUUCACUUCACCUUCAAAGACUUCGCGCACAGCUCAAACCCAGUGGGCCUCCUGGAUUCUGUGAAACAGCUGAGAGGGUACACUCAUACAGCGACAGCCAUCCAGAUUGUCACGGUCCGCCUGUUCAGUGCCCAAUAUGGGGCCCGAAAGGACGCCUCCAAGAUCCUCAUCGUCAUCACCGAUGGAGAGAAGACAGGCGACCCCCUGAGUUACCGGGCUGUCACCCCCUUGGCCGAUGCAGCGGGCAUCAUCCGCUAUGCCGUCGGGGUGGGAUCGGCUUUUCAAAAGGCACAUUCCUGGAAAGAAUUGCAGGACAUCGCAUCGAGACCCUCCCAUGAGCAUAUAUUUACAGUGGAGAACUUCGAUGCUUUGAGAGACAUUCAGAACCAGCUGAAGGAGAAGAUCUUUGCCAUUGAGGGAACACAGACCACAAGCAGCAGCUCCUUCGAAUUGGAGAUGUCCCAGGAGGGCUUCAGCGCUGUGUCCACGCCUGAUGGACCAGUUUUGGGGGCCGUGGGGAGCUUCAGCUGGUCUGGGGGUGCCUUCAUAUAUCCCCCAAAUAUGAACCCCACCUUCAUCAACAUGUCUCAGGAGAAUGUGGACAUGAGGGACUCCUACCUGGGUUACUCCACCGAGCUGGCCCUUUGGAAGGGGGUGCAGAGCCUGGUCCUGGGGGCCCCCCGCCAUGAGCACACCGGGAAGGUUGUCAUCUUCACGCAGGCUUCUGGGCAAUGGAGGCCGAAGGCUCAAGUCCUAGGGACCCAGAUUGGCUCCUACUUCGGGGCCUCCCUCUGCUCGGUGGACGUGGACAGAGACGGCAGCUCCGACCUGGUCCUCAUCGGGGCUCCCCAUUACUACGAGCUGACCCGGGGGGGCCGGGUGUCUGUGUGCCCCUUGCCCCAGGGGAGGUCUAGGUGGCAGUGUGAGGCCAUUCUCCGUGGGGAGCAAGGCCACCCCUGGGGGCGCUUUGGGACAGCCCUGACCGUGCUGGGGGACGUGAAUGGGGACAAGCUGACGGACGUGGCCAUCGGGGCCCCUGGAGAACAGGAGAACCAGGGUGCUGUCUACCUGUUUCAUGGAACCUCAGGGCGGGGCAUCAGCCCCUCCCACAGCCAGAGGAUUGCAGGCUCCCAGUUCCCCCCCGGGCUCCAGCAUUUUGGGCAGUCGCUGAGUGGGGGUCAGGACCUCACCAUGGACGGACUUGCGGACCUGGCUGUGGGGGCCCAGGGGCACGCGCUGCUGCUCAGGACCAGACCCGUGCUCAGGGUGUGGGUGACUAUCCGCCCAACGCUCACAGAGAUUGGCAGGUCUGUGUUCGAGUGUCGGGAGCACACGUCCUCCGUCCAGGAACUGGGUGCUGCCGAUAUCUGUCUUCAGGUUCAUGAAAGUUCCAGGAAUCGGCUGGGCAACCUCGAAAGCUCUGUGACCUUUGACUUGACCCUUGACCCUGGCCGCCUGAAUCCCCGCGCUAUCUUCAAGGAGACAAACACUCGGCACCUGACUCGUGACAGACUUCUUGGGCUAGGACAGCACUGUGAGAAUGUGAAGUUGCUCCUCCCGGCUUGUGUGGAGGACUCGGUGACCCCUAUCAUCUUGAGUCUCAAUUUCUCCCUGGUGGGCAAGCCCAUCUCUUCUUUUGGAAACCUCCAGCCCAUGCUGGCGACAGAUGCUCUCAGAUACUUCACAGCCUCUAUCCCCUUCGAGAAGAACUGUGGAGCCGACCAUGUCUGCCAGGAUGACCUUGGCAUCUCCUUUCACUUCUCAGGCUUGAAGACCCUGGUGGUGGGGAGUAACCUGGAGCUGCACAUGGAAGUGAAAGUGUGGAAUGACGGCGAGGACUCCUACGGAACCACGGUCACCUUCUCCUACCCACCUGGGCUGUCUUAUCGGCGUGUGGCAGUGAGCCAGAGCCAGCUGCUGUCACGGUCCCUGCACCUGACCUGUGACAGCGCCUCAGCUGAGAGCCAGGACACCUGGAGCACCCGCUGCAGCAUCAAACAUAUCAUCUUCCGAGAGGGUGCCCAGAUCACCUUCGUGGCCACCUUUGACGUCUCCCCCAAGGCCAUGCUGGGAAACCAGCUGCUUCUGAGGGCUAAUGUGAGCAGUGAGAAUAACACCCCCAAGAGCAGCAAGACCACCUUCAAGCUGGAGCUCCCAGUGAAGUAUGCUGUCUACACUGUGAUCAGCAGCCAUGAGGAAUCCACCAAGUACCUCAACUUCUCGGCCUCCGAGGAGGGAAGCAGCCUGGUCCAGCACAGAUACCAGGCGAACAACCUGGGGCAGAGGGACCUGCCUGUCAGCAUCAGCUUCUUGGUGCCUGUGGAGCUGAACCAGGUGUCUGUGUGGACAGGGCUGGAGAUCUCCCACCCCCAGAACUCAUCUAUUCAUUGCUCUUCAGAGAGGAUAGCGCCCACAGAGUCCAACUUCCGGACCUUCAUCCAGAAGAAUUCUGUUCUGAACUGCUCCAUUGCUGACUGCCAGAGGUUCCGCUGUGACAUCCCCUCCUUUGGCAUCCAGGAGGAACUUGACUUCAUCCUGAAGGGCAACCUCAGCUUCCGCUGGGUCAGCCAGACACUGCAGAAGAAGGUGCUGGUCGUGACUGUGGCUGAAAUCACGUUCAGCAGAUCUGUGUAUUCCCAGCUUCCGGGACAGGAGGCGUUUUUGAGAGCUCAGAUGGAGAUGGUGGUGGAAGAGAACGAGGUCUACGAUCCCGUCCCCCUCAUUGCGGGCAGCUCUGUGGGCGGGCUGUUGCUGCUGGCGCUCAUCACAGCCGUCCUGUACAAGGUUGGCUUCUUCAAACGUCAGUACAAGGACAUGAUGGACGAAGCAAAUGGACAAACUGCCCCAGAAAAUGAAACAUCAGACCCCCAGGCUGGUCAAUAAGAAACAACCUCCUGCCCUGGCUGGUUUGGCUCAGCGGUUGGAGCAUCAGCUUGCGGACCAGAGAGUCCCGGGUUCGGUUCCCACUAAGGGCACGU